Molecule: messenger RNA, 1563 nt
Organism: Oppia nitens
Lineage: Eukaryota; Metazoa; Arthropoda; Arachnida; Sarcoptiformes; Oppiidae
Exons: 6
Coding region: 4-1563 (519 amino acids)
Molecular function (GO): oxidoreductase activity
Source: RefSeq, a predicted model, not a curated record
AUAAUGUCGACAACUUCGCGAGAUUUUAGUGGAAAAGUAGUACUAAUUACCGGAUCCAGUAGUGGUAUCGGUGCUGUGGCUGCCGUCGAGUUUGCCAAAGCUGGCGCUCAGGUAGUGAUCACCGGCAGAAAUGCCGACAAUCUGUCCGAAGUGGCCAAAGAAGUACUCAAUGCAUCGCCAACUGGUCUGAAACCUUUGGAAGUGGUGGCCGACGUCAGUAAAGACGACGACUGUCGCCGAUUGGUUGACUCGACAAUCAAACAGUUUAACAGAUUAGACGUAUUGGUCAAUAAUGCCGGUUUCGGUUUGGGUACGUCUAUAUACGACUCGGAUAUUUUAGACAAAUACCAGCAAAUUAUGGACACAAAUGUGAGAGCAGUUAUCAAUUUAUCGCACUUAUGUGUCGAGCAUUUGGAGAAAACCAAAGGCAAUAUCAUUAAUAUAUCGAGUGUUUGUGGUCUCAAACCGGCCUCAACAUUUUCCAUCUAUUGUAUAUCUAAGAGUGCAUUAGAUAUGUUUACUAAAUGUUUGGCACUAGAGUUGGGACCCAAAGGAAUUCGUGUCAAUUCAGUCAAUCCGGGAGCAGUGCGAACCAAUUUCUUGCAAGUGGUUGGUAUGAAAAAAGAUCAGAUCGAUGCCGCCUACGAGUCCUGGGGCCCAAAACAUCCGGUUGGACGGGUGGGUGAGUCCAUUGACAUUGCAAAUGCUAUAUUGUUUUUGGCAUCGUCUGAGUCGUCGUUUGUUACGGGUAUCAACUUUCUAACCGAUGGCGGUUCAAUCAAUGCUAAUUUUAGUGGAAAAGUAGUACUAAUAACCGGAUCCGGUAGUGGUAUCGGUGCUGUGACUGCCGUCGAGUUUGCCAAAGCUGGCGCUCACGUAGUGGUCACCGACAGAAAUGCCGACAAUCUGUCCGAAGUGGCCAAAGAAGUACUCAAUGCAUCGCCAACUGGUCUAAAACCUUUGGAAGUGGUGGCCGACGUUAGCAAAGACGACGACUGUCGCCGAUUGGUUGACUCGACAAUCAAACAAUUUAACAGAUUAGACGUAUUGGUCAAUAAUGCCGGUUUCGGUUUAUAUUCCUCUAUAUACGACUCGGAUAUUUUAGAUAAAUACCAGAAAAUUAUGGACACAAAUGUGAGAGCAGUUAUCAAUUUGUCGCACUUAUGUGUCGAGCAUUUGGAGAAAACCAAAGGCAAUAUCAUUAAUAUAUCGAGUUUUUGUGGUAUCAAACCGGCCUCCAUAUUUUCUAUCUAUUGUAUAUCUAAGAGUGCAUUAGAUAUGUUUACUAAAUGUUUGGCACUAGAGUUGGGACCCAAAGGAAUUCGUGUCAAUUCAGUCAAUCCGGGAGCAGUGCGAACCAAUUUCUUGCAAGUGGUUGGUAUGAAAAAAGAUCAGAUCGACGCCGCAUACGAAGCCAUGACAACCCAAUAUCCGAUUGGACGGGUGGGUGAGUCCAUUGAUAUUGCAAAUGCUAUAUUGUUUUUGGCAUCGUCUGAGUCGUCGUUUGUUACGGGUAUCAACUUUCUAACCGAUGGCGGUUCAAUCAAUGCUAGUUUUAGUUAA